UUCCUCGCGAACGCCGCUGCCGCAAGCAUGGUGAACGUACCGAAAACCCGCCGGACUUUCUGCAAGAAAUGUGGCAAACAUCAGCCCCACAAAGUCACACAGUACAAGAAGGGCAAGGAUUCUCUGUAUGCCCAGGGAAAGCGUCGUUAUGACAGGAAGCAGAGUGGUUACGGAGGUCAGACUAAGCCUAUUUUCCGGAAAAAGGCUAAAACUACAAAGAAGAUUGUGUUGAGACUUGAAUGUGUCGAGCCCAACUGCAGAUCUAAGAGAAUGCUGGCCAUUAAGAGAUGCAAGCAUUUUGAACUGGGAGGCGAUAAAAAGAGAAAGGGACAAGUGAUCCAGUCCUAAGCUUCAUCUUUUAUUAUGAAGACAGAAAUCCUGGGCUGUGACAGACUGAUGGAACAAUCCAUGUUUUAGGAGGGAAAUUAAGGAGU
This is a messenger RNA of Sorex araneus (European shrew), 434 nucleotides long. Its product is annotated as 60S ribosomal protein L36a. The record is from RefSeq and is a predicted model, not a curated record. Gene Ontology annotation, biological process: translation. Gene Ontology annotation, molecular function: structural constituent of ribosome. Gene Ontology annotation, cellular component: cytosolic large ribosomal subunit; ribosome. Lineage: Eukaryota; Metazoa; Chordata; Mammalia; Eulipotyphla; Soricidae. The transcript has a single exon. Bases 28 to 348 code for a protein of 106 amino acids.